Messenger RNA from Oikopleura dioica, 717 nucleotides. The record is from the annotation of a GenBank genome assembly. Lineage: Eukaryota; Metazoa; Chordata; Appendicularia; Copelata; Oikopleuridae.
AUGUCUCAAGUGUCGAAUUUGGAGCUCUGUAAUCUCGCUUAUGGAGGCCACGAGCCGCUGCUCAACACCAGACUAGAAGAAGAGCCAAAUCUAGUCGACAAACAAGACAACGGCGGCCGAACAGCACUUCACUGGGCAUCCUGCACGAAUAACGUCGACAUAGCAAAGCUCCUCAUCGCGAAAUUCAACGCCAAAGUGAACGUCAAAGAUGACAUGGGCUGGGGCAGGUUUUUUCAACCCUUCUUUUUGACGCCCCUUCAUUGCGCUGUUUCCGCUGGAUCGGAUGAGAUUACUGAGAUUUUACUUGCAGCCGGGUCUGGAGUAAAUGCGAGAACAGUCAACUGCCAAGUCCCGCUCCACUAUGUUGCCAGCAAAAACCACACUCAUAUUCUUCCAAUGCUGCUUUCCCGUGGAGCAGAGCCCGAUGCUCAAGAUAAAUACGGUCAUUCUCCACUUCACAGAGCCGCUUCAAAAGGAUACGAUAAGGUUAUAGAAAUGAUGAUACAGUACAAUCCGAUGAUAGAUGUUCGAGACAACCUUGGCAAUACUCCUCUACACAUGGCUUGUGAAGAAGAUCGCCUUUCAACCGCGUUUUUUCUGCUUGAAAUUGGGGCUGAUCCAACCAUCACUAAUACAGAAGAAAAAACGGCUUUUCAACUCUGCUCCGACUCGUUGCGAGCUAAACUUGUUAAGAAAAAAUCUCGUCGCUCCGCAUAA